Molecule: messenger RNA, 1218 nt
Organism: Cokeromyces recurvatus
Lineage: Eukaryota; Fungi; Mucoromycota; Mucoromycetes; Mucorales; Mucoraceae
Product: PGAP1-like protein-domain-containing protein
Exons: 4
Coding region: 1-1218 (405 amino acids)
Biological process (GO): GPI anchor metabolic process; endoplasmic reticulum to Golgi vesicle-mediated transport
Cellular component (GO): endoplasmic reticulum
Molecular function (GO): phosphatidylinositol deacylase activity
Source: RefSeq, a predicted model, not a curated record
AUGACUUAUUCAUAUCCGACAUUUAUCAAAAUAGAUUCACCUAGUUCAAGUUUUUCAAAGAAAUAUACAUUAUACCUUUAUAGAGAAGGUUAUCUCGAUGAUCCUGACAAAUUGUAUGGUGUACCUGCAUUAUUUAUACCAGGACAAGCUGGAAGUUAUAAACAAAUUAGAUCUUUAGCUUCAACUACAGCAAGGAAAAAGCAAAAGAUAGAUUUUUUUACUGUGGAUUUAAAUGAAGAAUUAUCUGCUCUAAGUGGUCAAACGCUGUUAGAUCAAGCAGAAUAUAUGAAUUCUGUAGUUGAACGUAUUCUUUCACUUUAUGACACUCAUACUUCUUCUGUCAUUAUAAUUGGUCAUUCUAUGGGUGGUCUAAUUGCACGUACCAUGUUCAUGUUACCAAAUUACGUUCCAAAUAGUGUUAGGACUAUCUUAACACUUGCUACACCUCAUUUAAGUGCCCCUUUGCUUUUAGAUGCCACUAUCUAUAAAGUCUAUAAAGAUUUAACACGUUAUUGGAGAUCGGAUGAUCAUUAUAAGGCGUCCCUAAGGGAUGUUAUUGUUAUCUCAAUCGCGGGUGGUUCACUUGAUAACAUCAUACAUUCAGAUGGUGUCAAUACGGCCUCGAUCAUACCUACGAAACAUGGCUUUACAACCUAUACAACUUCAAUUCCAGGUGUUUGGACAGGAGUCGAUCAUAUGGCCAUUUUAUGGUGUAACCAAUUAGUGCGUCUUUUAGCAACUACUCUGUUAGAUAUUGCUGACCUGACGACUCUAGAUGACCGAAUGGGGAUGUUAAAAUAUCAUUUAUUAGAAGGCGGACAGUAUGCUACAAUCGAAAGUCAAAGAAAACAUCUUAUUUUACCAAAUACUCAGAAAUGGCAAUUUUUAACUAACAUCGAUAAGGCAUAUGAUAGGUGUUGGUCUAUUGCAUUCUGCAAAAAACCAAUGAAUAAUAGUAAUGACUUUCAUUGCCAACAGACAACACCUCAUGUUACAGUAUUACCUUCAGCCACUGCAGAGAAUCUUAUCGAAGCAAAGCCUUAUAGGUUAUUAACAGUAGAUAGUGGUGAGGAUUAUAGCCAUUUGGCUGUAAUAAAGCAUUGUCAAAUUGUGAAUACAGACGAAACACCUUUUAUAAAAGCAUAUGCUAUUUUUAGUCAGUCUAUACAAUAUACUCAAAGUGUCUGGGGUAAUUACAAUAAAUCACGGAUUCUAUAG